GCGAUGCGCUUCAAAAUGUCGACGCACUGAAAUCACAGUUAAAGGCUCCAAAAUGAAUCAAAUGCAAAUCUUCAGCUUAGUUUUAAUUUUAUACUGUCAAAACAUUUUUCACGCUUGGGGACAGCAAACUCCUGCUGGUGACAGCAAACGAAAGGCGAGCGAGUACUUCUGCGUGGCGCAAUGUUUGGGGCUUUUGGGCACUGAUCGACCGGGACAAGCGUGUUACGAGGAGAGUGCGAAAAUGACGAUGAAAAACAACAAACAGUGUGAGGAUCAAUCUUAUGAGAAAGUGCCCGAUUGCUGCAAAGACGUUCCGGCAGAGUUGCUGCAGUUGCCACCUGGAGAUGACGAGUGUCCGAAAAUCUCAAAGUCGGUGGGAAGUUCCAUGGCUCUGUUUUUGAGCACCUACGUCCUCACAGGACCAACCAAUAUGGCAGGAAGACUCGACUUUUCCGGCGCAGAAUUAUCUAAACGGCAUGGAGGAAAGUUGGCGUAUAUGGACUGUCUUUUUGUCAAACGGAAACUUAUUAAAGAUGGUGCGAUUGAUUUUUUAGCAGCCAAAAACGAUUUUGAGACCAACGUUACAAAUUCAACGUGGAGAAACGUUGUGUCCAACGCAUACAUUUCAUGUCAAUACCUCUUGGCUGGAAACUCGAAUAUUCCAAAAACAAUAAGCGUGCAAAUCGAUGGUGUUACAAAAGAUUGGAGAACGACGGCGGGACUUCUGUACCAAUGCAUACGUCGUGAAAUGAUUGAGAACUGUCCAUUUAAAAGUUUGACUUCAAGCGCUUGUAAGGACAUUGAUAAUAAUGUUUACAUGUGUAAUCCAUUUAAGUAGCAGAGGAUUUAAAGUUUUAAUGAAAUUUGAAAUAAAUAUUUGAAAAAUUUAA
Molecule: messenger RNA, 890 nt
Organism: Neocloeon triangulifer
Lineage: Eukaryota; Metazoa; Arthropoda; Insecta; Ephemeroptera; Baetidae
Exons: 10
Coding region: 53-838 (261 amino acids)
Source: RefSeq, a predicted model, not a curated record